Messenger RNA from Pogoniulus pusillus (Red-fronted tinkerbird), 3851 nucleotides. RefSeq names its product EFR3 homolog A (gene EFR3A). Gene Ontology annotation, cellular component: plasma membrane. NCBI's taxonomy places the organism in Eukaryota, Metazoa, Chordata, Aves, Piciformes, Lybiidae. Bases 314 to 2788 code for a protein of 824 amino acids. The transcript has 25 exons. The record is from RefSeq and is a predicted model, not a curated record. Gene Ontology annotation, biological process: protein localization to plasma membrane.
CCAGGGGUGCCCGUUCUGUGGCCGUGAGCCCGCCGUGGGUGUCCGUGAGAGGGCUGGGCGGAGACGCGACACGCGCGGCUCCCCACGGAACUACCGCUCCCGGCGUGCGCUGCGUCGCGGGAAACUUCACGGAGGCGGGGGGAAGAUGGCGGCUGCUAAGCCUAGUUGGAGAGGUGGCUGAGUUUGUUCUAUUUUUGCAAAAUAGAAGACAGAUUCCUGGUGAACAAUGCCUGGCAAAAUCAGUUUGCAACUGGUUUUCCUAUCAGUUGAUUAACCUUCAUGUGCAGCAUUGUUUGCUGUUGAUUUCACAGUCAUGGGACGAAAGGGAGUGUGCUGUUGCUGUGCUGCUUUGAGACCUCGCUACAAACGUCUGGUAGAUAACAUAUUUCCUGAAGAUCCCAAAGAUGGUCUUGUUAAAGCCGAUAUGGAGAAGCUGACUUUCUAUGCAGUUUCUGCACCAGAAAAGCUGGAUCGAAUUGGUGCUUACCUAGCAGAGAGACUGAGCAGAGAUGUUGUCAGACAUCGCUACGGGUAUGUUUUAAUUGCCAUGGAGGCAUUAGACCAACUUCUAAUGGCUUGCCAUUCUCAAAGUAUAAAACCAUUUGUGGAAAGUUUCCUUCAUAUGGUGGCCAAGCUUCUGGAAUCAGGCGAACCAAAGCUGCAAGUUCUUGGAACUAACUCUUUUGUCAAAUUUGCCAACAUAGAAGAAGACACGCCAUCGUAUCACAGACGCUAUGACUUCUUUGUGUCUCGAUUCAGUGCCAUGUGCCAUUCAUGUGACCACGAUCCAGAAAUACAAACUGAAAUCCGAAUCGCUGGAAUCAGAGGCAUUCAGGGAGUGGUGCGAAAAACAGUUAAUGAUGAACUUCGAGCAACUAUAUGGGAACCUCAGCACAUGGACAAGAUAGUGCCAUCAUUGCUGUUUAAUAUGCAAAAAAUUGAUGAUAUUGACAGCAGAAUAGGCCCUCCAUCCUCUCCUACAGGAGGAGAGAAAGAAGAAAAUCCUGCUUUGCUGGCUGAGAAUUGUUUCAGGGAGCUCUUAGGGCGAGCGACCUACGGCAAUAUGAAUAAUGCUGUCAGACCAGUGUUUGCGCAUUUAGACCAUCAUAGACUUUGGGAUCCCAAUGAAUUUGCUGUUUCCUGCUUCAAAAUCAUCAUGUAUUCUAUACAGGCACAAUAUUCCCAUCAUGUAAUACAAGAAAUUCUUGGGCACCUUGAUUUUCGCAAAAGGGACUCACCGCGCGUUCGUGCUGGCAUUAUUCAGGUUCUUUUGGAGGCAGUUGCAAUAGCAGCUAAAGGGUCAAUAGGCCCAACAGUUCUGGAGGUUUUUAAUACCUUGCUGAAACACUUGCGCAUCAGUGUUGACUUCGAGCUGAGUGAUAGGCGCAGCUCAGCAGGAAGUGCCACUUUCAGCACAAGCUCCAAGGAGAGUGAUGAGAGGAUUGUCCAGAAUGCUAUUAUUCAAACAAUUGGAUUUUUUGGAAGCAAUCUUCCAGAUUACCAGAGAUCAGAGAUUAUGAUGUUCAUUAUGGGAAAAGUGCCUGUUUUUGGGACAACUUCACAGUCACUGGAUACCAGUCACCUUGGUGAUAUGGGAACUAGGAGGAUUCAAAUCAUGUUAUUGAGAUCUUUGCUUAUGGUGACUUCAGGAUACAAAGCAACAACAAUAUCUAAUGCACUUCCUCCCCCAUUUCUGGACCCGUUAUUGUCUCCUUCACUCAUGGAAGAUUCUGAGCUAAGGCAGCUGGUCUUAGAAAUACUCCACAAUCUCAUUGACCGCCAUGAUAACAGAGCCAAGCUCAGAGGGAUACGAAUAAUACCAGAUGUUUCUGAUCUAAAGAUAAAGCGAGACAAAAUCUCAAGGCAAGACGUGAGCUUCAUGAAAAAGCAUGGUCAGCAGUUGUACAGACACAUCUACUUAGGCUGUAAAGAAGAAGACAACGUUCAAAAGAACUUUGAACUCCUGUUUACAUCUCUAGCUCUUACCACAAUUGAACUAGCCAAUGAAGAAGUGGUUAUUGACCUCAUUCGAUUAGCUAUUGCUUUGCAGGACAUUGCCAUCAUCAAUGAGGAUAAUCUGCCAAUGUUUAAUCGUUGUGGUGUCAUGGCAUUGGUGGCAGCAUAUCUGAACUUUUUGAGUCAGAUGAUUGCGGUUCCUGCCUUUUGUCAGCAUGUCAGCAAGGUGAUUGAAACUAGAAGUCUGGAAGCAUCUUAUUUUUUGCCAGAAACAAUUUUCAAAGACAAAUGCAAUCUUCCAAAAUCCCUAGAGAAGCAUGAAAAAGAUUUAUUUUUCCUGACAAACAAGAUUGCAGAAUCAUUAGGAGGCAGUGGAUACAGUGUGGAAAGAUUGUCAGUUCCAUAUGUACCCCAGGUAACAGAUGAGGACAGGCUCUCCAGAAGAAAGAGCAUUGUGGACACUGUAUCUAUUCAAGUGGAUAUUCUGCCUGGCAACAGCACAGAGGAUAAGGUUGAUAAUACUGAAGAAAUCACUUUUGAAGCUUUGAAGAAAGCAAUUGAUAACAAUGGACUUGAAGAACAGGAGAAAGAAAAGAGACGUCUUGUAAUUGAAAAGUUCCAAAAAGCACCGUUUGAAGAAAUUGCAGCACAGUGUGAAACCAAAGCAAACUUGCUCCACGAUAGGCUUGCACAGAUCCUGGAACUCACCAUUCGUUUAACAGUGCAAUCACAGCUGUUAGUGGAUGACGAAACAGCCCCUUAUCUACAGCAUUCCGUUGCGAUUUUUACUGCUGCAGCGUGUCAGCCUGAUCAGCCCACAGUCUACACAUAAAUAGGACUCUAGCUUUUAGUUUUCACUUUUUGUUUUUUUAAGGUAAGACAUGAGAGUUUUCUGGCGUAUAUGAAGAGUGUAAUUUUUUAGUACUAACUCUUACCGAGACAUACGAUGUGAAACACUUAAUCCACUGUCAUUUUAUAAGAGUAACACUGUGCACUUUUGUACAAAAAGAAAAUAAGGAGUCUCAGAAACAAAUGAUGUACUUCUGUUUGCACUCUUGCAGUAUGGAGACUGUGCUGUAAAUACAGGAUUGUUUUUGUGGUUGAAUUCUGUUGCACGAAUGCUGCAUGUGAGAAUAACUAGUUUCAGCAUUUCAUUUUCUGUUCUGUUUAUGAAGUACUUUUUGGUUAUGCUAAUGGUAGGUUUCCAUGUUGUCAAUAGUCACAUGAGCUUUGUUUGGGAAAUGCAGGUGUUGUGCAGGUGUUGUGCAGGGAAUUGAGAGCUUGUAACACUGUGUAUUUUCACUUGAUAUUUAACUUCUUCCUUUCUGGAAAUUCAGGGAGUCUGUAAGUUGAUAAUUGGUUCACUUUGGCCUUUCUGGCCUGCUGCAAGACAGGAGUGACUGUAAAAUGUAUUGCUUUGGUAGCUGUUGUUACAUGUAGCUCAUGAAUUGAACCAAAUUAAUUAAGAACGCUAUUGUGCAGGGUAAAGCUGCUUUAUUUCACUUAUCUCUUCAUGUUCAUGAGAUGCAGAACAUAAAAAUUCCAUAUGCAUACUGGCCCUGUGUUACCUGCAACACAUGGGAGUCCUGUCACAAUGUUUAUAAAUCGGUAUCCAUCUGUUUGAGUGUACCAGCUUUUGGGUUGGGUUCUCUUUCCCAUGAUGUCAUUUUCAAAAAUUACAGCUUUUGGUAUUGGAUCACUUUAAAGUAAAUUAAAUCCUUGUUGAUUUCAAAAGAUAGACAUAGCCUGUUGUCAGAAUCAGAAUAGGGCAAAUCUGUCUGUUGUUCUGAUGCUCAUGUAUUCUGUACUGUAUGUAAUGAACCAGUUUCAGUAAAUGUAAGAACACACUGUGCAAUCUAUAUUUAAGCAAUAAAAUAAACCAAAACCUAAAAUCA